Molecule: messenger RNA, 1236 nt
Organism: Condylostylus longicornis
Lineage: Eukaryota; Metazoa; Arthropoda; Insecta; Diptera; Dolichopodidae
Product: thioredoxin domain-containing protein
Exons: 4
Coding region: 151-1059 (302 amino acids)
Source: RefSeq, a predicted model, not a curated record
GAAAACAUCUUUUAAUACGCUAUUCCUAUUUUUCUUAUUUCAUGUCCAUUUGGCAAAAGUUUCUGACCUUGACUUUUGUGCACCGGCAAUUUAUUUCUGAGUAAUUCAUCUAGUUUAUCAAGUUACCUAAAAAGAUCAUUUUUAUUUAAAAUGAUUCGGAAAUUUUUGUUAAUAAUAACUUUAGUUACGUCUCCAAUUUAUGGAGCAUCUUUAGAAAGUGUCGAUGAAACCGAUUUACUUCAUAUGAUAAAAGGAGAAAACCCGGUUGUCGUGUUAUUUACAAAAAAUAAUUGUGCCGCUUGUGAAAAAUACGAAGUUGCUAUCGAAAACCUUCAAGUUGAUUUGAAAGAAAAUCUUAAUGCCGAUGUUGUUAAAAUAUCAAAUAGUCCAAUGGUAAGUAUUUACGAUCCAACAAAAGAACCGGCAUUGAUCAUGUUCCGAAAAGGAAUUCCGUUACUCUACCACGGAAAUGUAAAUGAGGACGAAAUAUUAAUGCAUUUUUCUGAGAAUCGUGAACCGGUUGCCAAAGAACUAUCUGAUGCAAAUUUUGAACAUUUAACGCAAGCAGCAACAGGUGCUACAACAGGUGAUUGGUUCAUAUUCUUCUAUUCAUCAGAAUGUGUUCCGUGUCAGAGACUUUACGCUAUAUGGGAAGCUGUUGCAGCAAAUUUAAAAAGCCGAAUGAAUGUUGCUCGAGUUAAUAGAAAAGAAUCUGGAAUUGCAACCGCAAAAAGAUUCAAAAUUGAAAAAGCUCCCGAAUUUAUAUUCAUUCGUCAAGGUAAAUUUUAUCGAUACAAAUCUAGCGAAUACACACCAAAAGAUUUGAUUAAAUUUGCGGAACAAGGGUACGCUAAAGAAGUUUCUGCAGAAACCGUUCCAGCUGUUAAUGAUCCAAUGGCUGAUAUUGUAUCUCUUGUAAAAGAAUUCAUAGCUGCGAACCCCAAUCUUGUAAUAUAUGGCGCUCUUGGACUUGCUAUAAUUUUAGUAGGUGUAAAUUGUGCCCUAUUUCUUACAAAGAAAAAGAAAACUAAAGAUGACCAAAAAUCAAAAAAGAAAUAGUGGCCAAACUAAGCAGAAACAAAAUUGAUUUAUCAAAAUUUAAGUGUAAUAAUCUAUGCAUUCCUUAAAGUGACUGACAAUAUUGCCUAAUUUUCUUUAUACAUUUUUAACUUUUUUAUGUAUUUAAUAAUUUUUUGAAUUUUUAAUUAAUAAACCAAAUUACGAUGCAAAACAGGA